Messenger RNA from Pelecanus crispus (Dalmatian pelican), 686 nucleotides. NCBI's taxonomy places the organism in Eukaryota, Metazoa, Chordata, Aves, Pelecaniformes, Pelecanidae. The record is from RefSeq and is a predicted model, not a curated record.
AUCAAAUCCCAACAGAGCGAAGUAACCAGAAUCCUCGAUGGGAAAAACAUCAAGUACGAGCUGGUGGAUAUCUCCCAGGACAAUGCUCUCCGGGAGGAGAUGAGGGCGAAGGCGGGCAACCCCAAAGCCAUCCCACCCCAGAUCGUCAAUGGAGACCACUACUGCGGGGAUUAUGAGCUCUUCGUGGAAGCGGUGGAGCAAAACACUCUGCAGGAGUUCCUGAAGCUGGCCUGAGCCCUGAGCUCCCCUCCUGUCCUGGACUCUACCUGCAUUCCUGAGCACCCUCAUCUCCGACCACCUUCACUUCCAGGUUGUCAGCGCUGUCCUGGCACUGUGACCUGUAUCCCGGCAUAGGGAAACCCAUGACCAAAACUACUCAUUGCAGCUGCCUACGAUUCCCUCCUGCCUAAACCCUGAUAUCAUCUCAGAGGGAUCCAAAGAAAGUCUGACGCUUGCUGCGCACGGCCUUCGAAUGAAGCUGGGCCUGGCUCACACCGCAGCUUCCAGUGCCUCUGUAAACAGCAAAGCCUCUGGGGCUGUGCGAAGUGCGGCCGGCCGUCAGCCCUCUCCUCCGCAGGGAGAGCUCCUGCUUCAGCAGGGGGGGGGCUUAGGGUUGCGUGUUACUUCCCACUUCUCCCAGUUGCUGUUAAAAUUGUAAAUCUGCUGCCUCACUUCCCCUUUUUUUU